Messenger RNA from Seriola aureovittata, 2040 nucleotides. It is a transcript of the gene r3hdml, whose product is annotated as R3H domain containing-like. Bases 712 to 1530 code for a protein of 272 amino acids. The transcript is spliced from 6 exons. Lineage: Eukaryota; Metazoa; Chordata; Actinopteri; Carangiformes; Carangidae. The record is from RefSeq and is a predicted model, not a curated record.
AACAUUUCAUUGUGUUUUAUUGAAACAACUGAGGGAGGUCAUGGGGCAGCCAAAACAUGUGCUCUAUUACUACUGUAGCAGACUCUUGUAAGGCAGACUCAAGCUCUCAAAUAAAAAAAAAUCAAAUAUUAGAGUGUCUAAAAGAGAGAAAGUGGGUAGCAUUUUAUUUUAACUCCUCUAUUUAUCAUUCAUAUGCAUUCGGGUAUAUAACACAUGAUAGUUGUUAGAAGCUAUACAGUCAUUUUAAGUGUUUGAUGUUGAUGUAGUUGUCAACAACAGCGAAGCAUCCAUAACUGGAUACUGGUAUAAAGACAGAUAAUGAAUGACAGUAUAACACAGCUGUAAUUAUAUAAAAUAAGUCUUCAUAUAGAAGUUAUAAUUGUUGAAAGUGCUGUACAACCACUUGAAAUGUAUAUAUUUGUGCACAACUACAUUAUAAUGGGUUAGGGGUUCAUGAUUGCAAUGUCUGUGACGAAAGGCAAUUUCCUGCGUUUGUGAUUUUCUCUGGGAGAAAUAAAGAGACAGACCGAAAGUUUAGGAAGGGAAGAGAAGGAGCAUACAGGCGGGUUUUUGUGCGUCAGAAACCUUCUUGGCCCAGUUAAAACUCCCUGACACACAUGACACACCAGCUUGUUUGCAAAGGCUCGUGCUGUAGCCAAGAGUCUCCUCUGCUUCUCUGCUGCUCGUCUGCCUCUGUGAAAGGAUCCACUGAUGAAGAGUUUUGCAGGGACGUGGUGCAGCUGCCUCCUCCUCCACAGAGCUCAGAUGGGUGCUGCUUGUGUUCAGCUCCUGUUUGCCGCCACCCUGUGGAUGAUGCCUCACAUGGGAGCCACUGCUGCCGCUGCCGCUGCUGUGCUGUCGAGCUCCACAGAGCUGCUCAACGCGUCCAGAGCUGGAGCUGAGACACAGGCUGACGUCAGGAUGCUCACUGGAGCUGCCGGUGUGUCUCGCAGCAGACGUAAGAGGGCCAUUUCAUCUCGAGAGAUUAACGCCCUGCUGAAUUACCACAACCGAGUCCGCUCUCAGGUCAUCCCCCCUGCAGCUAAUAUGGAGUACAUGCUCUGGGAUGAAGGAUUGGCUAACUCAGCUGACUCCUGGGCUUCACUAUGCAUUUGGGAUCAUGGUCCGACACAAGCCAUGAAAUAUAUGGGCCAAAACCUGUCAAUCACUUCAGGAAGGUACCAGUCCAUCACUGAUCUUCUCAGGUCCUGGUAUGAUGAGAGGCACCGUUUCUCUUACCCCAACAGAUGCAGUGGAUCUGUUUGCUCUCACUAUACUCAGAUGGUUUGGGCGAGCACCAGCAGAGUGGGAUGUGCCGUCAGGAAGUGCUCCAACAUGUACGUGUUUGGGAGCACAUGGAGGGAGGUCACGCUGCUCGUCUGCAACUACUCUAUAAAAGGAAACUGGGUGGGAGAAGCUCCCUAUAAGACCGGGAGGCCUUGUUCUCUCUGUCCGUCCAGUUACGGCGGCUCCUGCUGGAGAAACCAGUGCUCACCAAACACAAGAACCAGAAGACUUUUAAGAUAUUAGCACAACGCUGUGUUUUAAAUGUGUUUUAAUGGAAGAAAGAAAAAAAAAUUCAAAGUCAUAAUAGUCCAUGUGAAGUCCAGCUUUAAUGCAAUGGCUGCACAACAGAAACAGAAAGUGAUGCAGCUGUCCAGUUACCACUAUGUUCAAAGUAAAUCUUUAUUAAUGAAUGUUUCACACACACAGUUGAGUUGAUGUACUGAUACAGUUUGAAUGAAAGUUUAUAUUUUCAUUGCUGUUGAUCAUCCGCAUCACUGACAAAAUAAUAUUGAAAACAAAAGAGGUGAUUUUCUUGUAUUGGGUGAAAAUAUGUUUCUUAUUUUUAUACUUCAUGAACACAUCAGAGUUUUUGCACUGUUUUUGAUGAAUUUAUUGGUUUGAAGGAUUUUUUAGGCAUUGACCAAAAAUGAAGCACUUUUGUUGAACAGAUUAAACUUACUGUAACCUUGGAUGUUAUUGAUUCUGUUUUCUAACCUGAUUAAUAAAAUAUUUUUCAUUGCUCACUGUGAAAAA